AUGCGCGGCCGCGCCUGGCUGGGCGCUGCGCUCGUCCUCGGGGCGCAGCUCCCAGCGCUGUGGCUGGCGGCAGCAGUGGAGGUUCACACUGCCAAGGAGGUGGUGGCCGUGAACGGGACCAACCAGCGGCUGAAAUGCACCUUCUCCAGCAGCAGCCCCGUCAGCCAGCAGCUCUCCGUGAGCUGGAACUUCCAGCCCGAGGACCUGAGCGCUCACGAGCCGGUAUUUUACUACCUGAAGGAGCCCUACGAGCCCCCCGCGGGAAGGUUUAAAGACCGAGUGACCUGGGAUGGGAACAUCGAGCGGAACGAUGUUUCCAUCGUCCUCUGGAACCUGAAGCCCAGCGACAACGGGACCUUCACCUGCCAGGUGACAAACUGGCCAGACGUCUAUGGCACCAUCGGGGAGGUGCGACUCCGGGUUGUGCAGAAAGUGAGCUUCUCAGAAAUCCAUUUCCUGGCCGUGGCCAUCGGCUCUGCCUCCGUGCUGAUGAUCAUCGUGGUGACAGCCAUGAUCAUCUGCCGGCAGCGCCGCAGGAAGGCGCGGGACAGGAGGCUGGAGGCGGCCAACGCUGAGAGUAAAGAAAAGGAGAGCCUGAAGGUGGGGGAAGAAAAGGAAUCCAUUCCAUUGGAAGAUUAA
This is a messenger RNA of Lonchura striata (white-rumped munia), 639 nucleotides long. RefSeq names its product myelin protein zero-like protein 2. Gene Ontology annotation, biological process: cell-cell adhesion. The record is from RefSeq and is a predicted model, not a curated record. NCBI's taxonomy places the organism in Eukaryota, Metazoa, Chordata, Aves, Passeriformes, Estrildidae. Gene Ontology annotation, cellular component: plasma membrane.